GCGUAUUUUGUGGUGUCGCGUUCGACCCAAGAUGGACAACGCUGCUGUGGGCGGUGGCUCGCUGCUGCCUGUUGUGGCGCAGUCCCACCAACCUGCUGACAGCCAGCGACAUGGAGCGACGUGGGCAGAGAUUGCAGCCCGUGGUGGCAGUGAUGGUGGUGAUGCGGGGGCAUCCUCGUCACUUCAACACAAUCGCAAGCACCCGCAACGGCAACACCAACCACAACAGCAGCAACAGCAGCAACAGCAGCAACGGCAGCGGCAUGGAGGUCCCACUGCGCAAGUGAACGCUGAUGCAGCAGAAGGAGUGGGCCAGCGGACCUGCGGCAGCGUCAACCGCAAGGGCGCAGCAAUGGCGUGGUUGUUCUUACACUUGCCAGCUGUCGUGGCUACUUGUGCAUUGGCUGCUUGUGCGAGUGAGCACCCUGCAUUUCGCAUCGCGCUGUGCGUUCCGCUGCUGGACGGGAUCAUUGGUGCUCUGGGCGGUGAGCGCGUGACCCUGCAUGCACAUCUCGAUCAGUGGUGCAUCGGCACAAGGUUGGCUGCUGUGCCGCAGUUCCUGCGCCAAGCAGGGACACAUGGCCCUGUGGCUGUAGCCAGAUCUGGGUGGCCGGCCUACAUGCGACCUUGCACAUGCAAUGCCAUUCUCGCCCUGCUGGCGCUGCUGGUGCACAGCGCGUGUGCGUCUUCCAUCGCCGCGCCGUGGCUGACGCAAGCCAGUGCCGCUGCCGUCCUUGCCUUGACCUCCAUUGUGGCGCAACAGCCGAGGCUGCUCGUUCAACUCGAGCAAGGCUAUGGCGUUGCUCCGUUGCAGCUCCUGCAAGUGGCGCCGCUUACAUGGCUUGCGUUUCUUGGCUUGAACGCGGCCUGUGCAGCCGUCCAUCAGCAUCCUUCUGCAACCGCGCCAGCACAGCCGGCGGGGCUGAUCUCGUUUUCAUUUACGAUUGCCCUCGUGUCCGUCCUCUUGCAGCGCCUCGCCUGCACCAACACCACAUCAGCCACGCUCCACACGCAAGCCGAUGAUGCUGCCGAUUCGUUCACAGGAGCAGCAGCAGCAACAACAGCAGCAGUCACAGUAGCAAAAGCAGCAACAGCAACACCAUCAGCAUCAGCAGUAGCAACAGGAAAAGCUGGUGGCACUCGUCGCAGACGCAACGCAAGGCAGCAGACCAGCAGCAACAGUGCUGGUGGUGAGGAUUCGGGUGGCAGCCACGCACGCAUGCGCAUCCACGGUCAGCGGCGCCAGCGGUUUGACAACUCCCCGUCGCAGCACCGUGCCGUGUUUACCGAUGACGGGCGUGAUCUGGAAGGCGCCUGGAUCGUGUGGGCGGAUGUUGCCUUCCACUUUGUGCUUGAGGCAGUGGCUGCAGUCACCGCUCUCCUCGAUACCACGCAGAUUGUCUCAGCGCCGGCAACGCUCGCGUUAUUUGCGCUGUGGACCGUGUGCGUGGCAGCAAGCAUGCUGGCCCUUGUUCCGGCACAGCACAUACACACGGCAGCCAGCCUCCUACACAUGCGUGAUCCCCCGACGUUGCUCGUCUUGAUCCGCUGGUGGUGGUGGCUGGGCACUUCGGCGCUUCUCGUAGCAGCCUGCACGGCACUGCCACAGCUUCUGUGCCACGUGAUCACGCAUCCACUCCGGGCUGUUGCAUUCGCGCUCGUUGUCGUCCCGCCCCUUAUCACAUGCACACGGCGAACCAGUGGUGGCGGUGGUGGGGAUGGAGGAUGCGGUGGCGACAGAGGUGCUGGCGGUGAUGGUGAUGAUGGUGCUGGCGAGGCUGAGGGGCCGAGUGUGAAGACAGGCCUCUUUGAUGACAAGAGCAUGCUGGCAGACGGGCCGUCGCUUCCUUUUGACCGGCACGACAUUGAAGCAGCGAACCCCUCGUCCUUGUACGCGCGGGUCGUGGCGUCCAUUCAUGGUGCAAGGCGCUGGGUCACACGCGUGCGCGUCUCCUUCAAGACAGCACUGCGGAAGUUUCGCGCACGUGCGUCCGCUGCCAUGGCAACGCUGUGCGUGCGUGUUGGCGUGCCUGCUGCAGCAGCCGCUCGCGGCAUCAACGUUGUUGUUGGCGGCCGUGGUGGUGCUGGUGGUGGUGGGAACAACGCCGCAGUGGCGCUGGUGCUGUACACGACGGCUGGUGCCGUGUGCACCGUGCACGACACGAUUGGAGGGUCGUUGCACGUGCUCUCAGUGGCGGCUUUGGUGUGCGUUGCCAUGUGCGCAGUGACAAUACUGCUAGUGACGUCUCGCCUUCCUACCGCCACCCCGAAUGCUGCAGCCGCGACGUGGAGGCGAAUGGUGGCGCAGACAACGCGCACAGUGACGGCAGUAGCUGUGCUCACGCUGUUCGUCUACAUUGGAACGAGCGCACAGGGUGGUCGCAGAGGCGACAGCGACACCAGCGGGCCUGCAACCGAAACAGCACAUCUUGCGUGGUCAGCACGCUUGUCUCUCAUCAUCGCGGCUGCCAACAUUCUUACCAUUUUCGGCCCUCUUGUGUCCGCGUCAUCAGCAUCAACGUCAACAGCGCCGGAGCCGGUGGUGGUCGCCGCGUUCGCGUGCCUGCAGGCAGCGUUGCUCGCUUAUGACCCCAGCAGCAGUGGGAGUGGCGCCGUCAUUGCCGCUGCCAUUCAUUGCAUGCACUGCACCGUGGUCAGCUUGGUCGUGGCUCCGUACCUACUCAUGGGCGGCAGUGGUGGCAAUGAUGGUAGUGAUGGUGGCAGCAGCAGGUCCAGCGAGAAGCUGAUGUCUAUCAAUGCCAUGCUCCCACACCACGCCGCGCUUCACUCUCUACUCGUUCCAACAUGGCUGCAACGCCACGAGGGUGCACGCAGACACGACGACCAGGGUGUGGCGGCAGCAGAAGCAGCUUGGCCAGAUGUUGCGGACCCAGCCACCUCUGCCUCCACCACAACGACAACAUUUGGUGCCACGAAGGCUGGCGCUAGGAGUGGGCUGCGUAAAGGUUUUCACAGGGCAUGGCGUGUGCUGAAGACGGGGUGGCUGCGAGUGCUUGUGGGACCGGAAGCUGUGGAGUUCACAGCUGCCAUUGUCCUGUGGCCCUUGAUGGACCGUCACACUGCCACACACAGCACCAACAGCAACAGUGACAACAGCAACAACAGCAGCAAUAGCGGCGGCGGCAUUGCCGUUACCAGGACUGCUGCUGCUGCUGCUGCUGCUGUGACUGGUGGGAGAGGAUGGGGUGAGGGUGCUGGAGGAAGCCAUGGAAGCGGCAACGGCGCGAAAGACGAUGUUGUUGUUGUUGUGCCAAUUGGCGAAACCAGCACCAAUGAAGGCGACAGUGGUGGCGGUGAUGGUGUCAGCACGACUGCAUUCUUCGGAAGUCGCUAUCGGCGCGUUGCGGUGUUGCUUGUGCACGCGUGUGCGGUGGGUGGCGCUCUUGCGUCGGUGUGUGCGCUGCAAUCGCCAAAACACGUUGUUCGUGUUUGGAUGGCCGUGGCGGCCGCUCUGUUUCCGCUUCACCUUCGCUCUUCCCUCCCGUCCUCUGCCCGGAAACGUGUCCCAUUGGUCCACAUUGCAGCGUCGGUGGCAGGGGUGCUGUUGCCCCACGUGGUGAUGAAGGGUCAGCCCUUCUGCUUCACAUCAGCACCAUGUUCAACUGCGAGCGCCGUAUUAAUUUCACUCGCUACAACAUCCAUGCAGCUGAUGGGCGCGCUGCCAAGCGUUGCAGACGUGCUGACGACACACGCGCUUCGGCUGCCGUUGUUUGAAGCAGCGCUGGCCAGGCUCACCGCGUGUUGCAUCAUGACUGCCAUAUUGUUGGAAACGUGGCCCCUUAUUCCGUUUCAUGUUGCGUCCAUCAUUCUCAAUGGCUGCUUCACCGCUCUUCUGCAAUCGGGUGUUGUCACCGCUGGUGCGUGCAUGUGCGCGCUGCUGUGGAUUGGAACCGCGGCGUUUGCACCACUGGCAUCUCAAGCACAACGUCUCGCCCAGAGUAUACUGGGCGUGGCGGUACUGUUGUACCCGCUAUUCAAAGCCGUGUACAUCGUCAUCGUCGUUGCAGCAGCGUUUUACGACGACGUGUUUCUCGACCUGUCUGACGCAUGGUGGCUGGCGGUGUCCCAUCGUGCGUAUGCGCUCAUGGCGCUGCCGUCGACGCUGCUCGCCCUCCGCCCUGAAUUGCAUGCGUGUGCACUCCACUUUGGGCUCGCCAGGCAACACACCUCCAGCAGAUACCAGGUGCAGAUGACAGAAGAGUGCUGUCAUGUGUUUAUGCGCAUCAAGAUGGACUACGUAUAUCAUCUCCCAGCGCUCUUCCUGCUCUAUGUCAUCUGUGACGAGAGACAACUCAGAGAGCUCUAUGCAUUGCUCUUGUGCUGGUACGCGUUUGCCACGUGGCGGCACGCGUCAGGGCUGUCACCGUGAACAGGGCAACAACAGCAACAGCAACACAACGACACCAACAGCAAACCAACAGCAAUCAAACAACAAUCAAACAGCAAUCAACACCAGCACAACAGGAAAUAGACGCCAGCACAACAGGAAACAGACGCACACACACACACACACACACACACCCACACACACCCACACACACCCACA
This is a messenger RNA of Salpingoeca rosetta, 4567 nucleotides long. RefSeq lists its product as uncharacterized. The record is from RefSeq and is a predicted model, not a curated record. The transcript is spliced from 8 exons. Lineage: Eukaryota; Choanoflagellata; Craspedida; Salpingoecidae. The coding region runs from base 32 to 4390 and encodes 1452 amino acids.